Molecule: messenger RNA, 1680 nt
Organism: Vanderwaltozyma polyspora DSM 70294
Lineage: Eukaryota; Fungi; Ascomycota; Saccharomycetes; Saccharomycetales; Saccharomycetaceae
Gene: ELP3
Product: Elongator subunit ELP3
Exons: 1
Coding region: 1-1680 (559 amino acids)
Biological process (GO): tRNA wobble base 5-methoxycarbonylmethyl-2-thiouridinylation
Cellular component (GO): cytoplasm; nucleus; elongator holoenzyme complex
Molecular function (GO): acyltransferase activity, transferring groups other than amino-acyl groups; iron-sulfur cluster binding
Source: RefSeq, a predicted model, not a curated record
AUGGGUCGUUCUGGUGGUAAAGGUCCUAGAAAUAACAAAGGCCAGAAUUUGGCUCCUGAGAAGGAACGUUUUAUCCAGUGUUGUACCGAUGUAACUUUAGAAUUGACUAAUUCUUUGACUGCAGGUACCACUAGAGAAAUUAAUCUAAAUGGUUUAAUUACUAAAUAUUCGAAAAAAUAUAAACUAAAACAGCAACCAAGAUUGACCGAUAUCAUCAAUGCUAUCCCUGAUCAGUACAAGAAAUACCUAUUACCAAAAUUAAAGGCAAAACCUGUUAGAACUGCUUCCGGUAUCGCGGUUGUAGCAGUCAUGUGUAAACCUCAUCGUUGUCCACAUAUAGCUUAUACUGGUAACAUUUGUGUUUACUGUCCUGGUGGUCCAGAUUCGGAUUUUGAAUAUUCUACCCAAUCUUAUACUGGUUAUGAGCCUACGUCAAUGCGUGCAAUCAGAGCUCGUUACGAUCCUUAUGAGCAGGCCCGUGGUAGAAUCGAACAAUUGAAACAAUUGGGUCAUUCCAUCGAUAAAGUCGAAUAUAUCGUCAUGGGUGGUACUUUCAUGUCUUUGCCAAAGGACUAUCGUGAAGAUUUUAUCGUAAAAUUACACAACGCCUUAUCAGGUUUUAAUGGUACAGAUAUAGAUGAAGUUAUACAGUACUCACAACAAAGUUUAACUAAAUGUGUUGGUAUUACAAUCGAAACUAGACCUGAUUAUUGUACUCCGACACAUCUUGAUGAUAUGUUGAAAUACGGUUGUACAAGAUUAGAAAUCGGUGUCCAGUCUAUUUAUGAAGAUGUCGCUCGUGACACCAAUAGAGGUCAUACAGUAAAAGCGGUAUGUGAAACUUUUGCAGUUGCAAAAGAUGCUGGUUAUAAAGUCGUCUCACAUAUGAUGCCUGAUUUACCAAAUGUUGGCAUGGAAAGAGAUAUAGAGCAAUUCAAAGAGUAUUUCGAAAACCCUGAAUUCAGAACAGAUGGUUUGAAAAUCUAUCCUACUUUGGUCAUUAGAGGUACAGGUUUAUAUGAACUUUGGAAGACAGGAAGAUAUAAGUCUUACAACGCAAACGCUUUGGUAGAUUUAGUCGCUAGAAUCAUGGCUUUGGUUCCUCCUUGGACAAGAAUUUACCGUGUUCAAAGAGAUAUUCCAAUGCCACUAGUUACUUCCGGUGUCGACAACGGUAACUUAAGAGAAUUAGCACUGGCAAGAAUGAAAGAUUUUGGUACAACCUCUCGUGAUAUUCGUACAAGAGAAGUUGGUAUCCAGGAAGUCCAUCAUAAAGUCCAACCCGAUCAAGUUGAAUUGAUCAGAAGAGAUUAUUAUGCAAAUGGUGGUUGGGAAACAUUUUUGGCCUAUGAAGAUCCAAAGAAGGACAUCUUAAUUGGUCUAUUGAGAUUGAGAAAAGCUUCAAAGAAAUAUACUUAUAGAAAGGAAUUUACUUCACAAAGAACUUCUAUUGUUAGAGAAUUGCAUGUUUACGGUUCCGUAGUGCCAUUGCAUUCUAGAGAUCCACGUAAAUUUCAACAUCAAGGGUUUGGUACAUUGUUAAUGGAGGAAGCAGAAAGAAUUUCCCGUGAAGAACAUGGUUCUGAGAAAAUUUCUGUCAUUUCUGGGGUUGGUGUCAGAAAUUAUUAUGCUAAAUUAGGAUACGAAUUAGAUGGUCCAUAUAUGUCCAAGCAACUAUAA